Messenger RNA from Exophiala bonariae, 1593 nucleotides. RefSeq lists its product as uncharacterized. Bases 1 to 1593 code for a protein of 530 amino acids. NCBI's taxonomy places the organism in Eukaryota, Fungi, Ascomycota, Eurotiomycetes, Chaetothyriales, Herpotrichiellaceae. Gene Ontology annotation, biological process: transmembrane transport. Gene Ontology annotation, molecular function: transmembrane transporter activity. Gene Ontology annotation, cellular component: membrane. The transcript is spliced from 2 exons. The record is from RefSeq and is a predicted model, not a curated record.
AUGUCGGAAUCGGAGACAGUGGCGUCGAAUGCCGGCACCGAGGAUGUUGGCGGUAGCCAUGAAGGUCACAAUCGUCAGAUGCGAGUCACCUUCAACCUCUGGAGCACUUUAGGCCUGGUGUACAGUAUUACUGCCACUCCAAUUGGUAUUGGAAGCUACUUGACCUUCAGCUUGGUCUUGGGUGGAGCGCCAUUUUAUAUCUACGGGUAUAUCUUCGCGGUCAGCCUCAAUAUCAUCUUGUGCGUCGCAUUGGCUGAAAUUGCGUCCAUCUACCCGCAUCCAUCUGGUAAGUUGCUACAUGCACUGGGCUCUCAGAGACUCCUGAUCGGCGAUGAAAGGACUGACACAGGAUAUGUAGGGCACAUCUACUGGGUCGGCAAGCUGGCACCUGAGAAAUGGGUUUCGUUUCUUAGUUAUUGGACAGGCAUAUUGACCUCGGCCGCGUGGUUUUUCUGGAACGCGGGAACCUACCUUCUCACCGCGCAGAUCCUGCUCGCAAUGGUCAUGCAACUUUACCCUGAUAGCUACUCGACAUAUCCAGCAUGGCAUGCACUUCUGGUCGCUUAUGCGCAAGCGCUAAUUGCAGUCCUCUGGAACGUUCCUUUCUUUAAGUCCUGGCCAUACAUCCUAAAAUUCAUGGUGGUCUUGACCAAUGUGGGAGUCGUCUUUUUAGCCAUCUCACUCUUGGUUCGCACUUCUCCCAAGCAAUCGGCUCACACCGUCUUCGUUGACGUCGUCAAUACCUCGGGCUGGCCGUCCGCGGGAGUGGUUUUUUUCUUGGGCCUCUUACCUGGCACAACCGCGAUUAACGGGUUUGAUUCGGCGUCACACAUGGUGGAGGAAAUGCCUGAUCCUGCACGUCAGGUGCCUCAAGUCAUGGUCGGCAACGCGUUACUCUCUGGUGGGCUAGGAUUGCCAAUGGUGAUCAUCUUCUGCUUUUGCAUCUCCAACCCCGAAAACUUGCUUGCUCCAUUAGGUGGUGUGACCAUCAUCCAGUUGUUCAAAGACAGUUACAAUAGCGAUGCGCUCUUUGUUCUCGCCGGCCUCCUCUACGUCGUCGUCACCAUUAUCGCUGCCACCGCCGUCACUACAACCACAAGCCGGGUGUGGUGGUCUUUUGCCCAGCACCACGGUUUACCGUUCCACUCCUGGCUCUCCAAGAUCCAGACGACUUCGCUCUACGCAGUCCCUGUCAAUGCCAUUAUUGCCAGUACUGUGCUCUCUUGUCUGGUUCUCUUGAUCCAGUUGGGACCCAGCUACGUCCUCGCCGCCCUGUUCAGCACUGCAAAUAUCUGCUUCUACCUGAGCUACGCCAUCGUACUGGUGUGCUUCCUCCACCGCAAAUGGACGCAAGGCCUGCCGCCCCAUUACUUCGACCUAAAGGGGCUCCUGGGUUCUGUGCUCGGCGUAGUAAGCAUCAUUUGGUCGGUCUUUGCGACAGUCUGGCUUACUUUCCCAUACUAUCUUCCUGUCACAGCUCAGUGGAUGAACUGGUCCGUCGCCCUUCUAGCAAUUACGAUUGUUUUGUUUUCAGUGGAUUGGACACUCCGGGCAAGAAAGACAUAUAUUAUUCCUUCGCCGUUGGUUAUCUAA